Messenger RNA from Magnolia sinica, 748 nucleotides. Its product is annotated as putative ubiquitin-like-specific protease 1B. Gene Ontology annotation, molecular function: deSUMOylase activity. Lineage: Eukaryota; Viridiplantae; Streptophyta; Magnoliopsida; Magnoliales; Magnoliaceae. The coding region runs from base 113 to 655 and encodes 180 amino acids. The transcript has 3 exons. The record is from RefSeq and is a predicted model, not a curated record. Gene Ontology annotation, biological process: protein desumoylation. Gene Ontology annotation, cellular component: nucleus.
AUAUUAUCUUGUGGAGUAGGCUAUCGACAAAUAUGUUGACUUCCUAGAGGAAAGGCAGUCUGAUUGUGCAAUUGCAUAUCCCCAAGAUUGCAAGUUCUGUCCCACUUAUUUUAUGCCAUGCCUUCAAACUAGUAUGCCGACUCUAAGGGCGUAUCGGGACUCGAAGUCUGCUUCGGAACGUGCAAAGUUGGUAGGCAUGAUGAACAAUGUCAUCGCAAUUGCCAAGCAGCGGGGUAAAUCACACGCUAAGGAGAUUUGGUAUAGUGAACGGGUUUAUGUACCCGUCAACCAUGAUAACUCUCAUUGGUUCUUGAUGGUCCUAUAUCCAAGACAACGAGAGAUCAUUAUUAUCGAUAGCUUAGUGUCAAAUGCUCUCCUAAAGUAUAAGCAGAUGAUCAAUUUGAUGACGGAGGCGCUCCCGAUUCUCUUCCAUGCCAUCGGAGACGUCACCGCGCAUGAAGGGAAGACUUGGACUGCCAAAUCCAUGAAAUCUGUGCCAAAGCAAUGCAACGGUUUUGACUGUGGCAUAUUUGUAAUGAAAUUCAUCGAUAUACUGUGCAGCGGUCGUACCUUGGAGGGAACAGAUAUGCAAAAAUUCACUAUGCAUUGGAGGAAGUCGAUAGCGUAUGAUUGUUUGUCUGUAACCUGUAAAUGAUACUUGUUGUAGGCAUGAGAUGAAAAUGAUAAUUUUGAGGAAUAUUGUAUUAUAUAUAGUGUUGUAUGUACCCCGCACAAUUUGUACUUCAGA